Durio zibethinus is the source of this 3133-nucleotide messenger RNA. RefSeq names its product DNA replication licensing factor MCM3-like. Lineage: Eukaryota; Viridiplantae; Streptophyta; Magnoliopsida; Malvales; Malvaceae. Gene Ontology annotation, cellular component: MCM complex; nucleus. Gene Ontology annotation, biological process: mitotic DNA replication initiation; double-strand break repair via break-induced replication; DNA replication. Gene Ontology annotation, molecular function: ATP hydrolysis activity; single-stranded DNA helicase activity; ATP binding. The record is from RefSeq and is a predicted model, not a curated record.
ACAGCCUACAUAUUUAAUUCUUUCUAAAUUCUGUACACUGAAUAAAAAAGAGGUCUCGCAAAAUUCUGUAUACUGAAGAAAAAGAAAAAAAAAAGGAGGUCUUGUUAAAUUCUGUACACUGAAGAAAAAGAAAAGAGAAGAGGCUACGCAAAGGUUAUAAAAACCAAACGACUCCACUGGGGAUUGAACCCAGAAUCUCUGGUUCCGUAGACCCGCGCCUUAUCCCUUGGGCCAUGGAGUUAUGUGUUUUUUUCUUAUUUUUUAUUUUAAAGAUUUAACAAAAAAAAAAAAAAGGGCACUCAAUUCCCGCCAAAACUACGCUCCCUCUCGGCGAAGAAAAAAAAAAAAAGGAAGAAAAGAGGGGCUAGCAUUUGGUGUUUUCUGUAGAACAGGAAAAAAGAAAAGGAGAGAAAAAAAUGGAGUUGGGAGCUCAAGAUUAUGCAGAUAGGAAGAAAGAUAUCACCCAAUUCUUGUCUCAAGAUAUUUACCAAGAUGAAAUCAAGGCUAUGAUAAAUCACAAGCGCCGCCGCCUCAUCGUCAACAUCUCUGAUCUCUACUCCUUUAACAACUUGGCUCCUAGGAUUUUGAAGAAUCCGAGUGAAUAUAUGCAACCGUUCUGCGAUGCGGUGACGGAAGCUGCUAAAAGUAUUGACCCGAAAUACUUGAAAGAAGGAGAAAUUCUUCACGUGGGAUUUGAAGGCCCUUUUGUUUCUCGUCGCGUCACACCCAGAGAGCUCCUCUCCGAAUUCAUUGGCUCCAUGGUAUGCGUCGUGGGCAUUGUCACCAAAUGUUCUCUGGUAAGACCAAAGGUUGUCAAAAGCGUUCACUUUUGUCCUGCCACCGAGAACUUCACUGUUCGGGAAUACCGAGACAUCACCUCCAACAAUGGUUUGCCAACUGGGUCUGUGUAUCCGACUAGGGAUGAAAAUGGCAACUUAUUGGUGACUGAAUAUGGGUUGUGCCAAUACAAAGAUCACCAGACCCUAUCAAUUCAAGAAGUACCUGAAAAUGCUGCACCUGGUCAGCUUCCACGAACUGUGGAUGUCAUAGUUGAGGAUGACCUGGUUGAUUCAUGCAAGCCUGGAGAUCGUGUGGCUAUUGUAGGGAUAUAUAAAGCUCUUCCAGGGAAAACCAAGGGUAGUGUGAAUGGUGUAUUCAGAACUGUCCUUAUAGCUAAUAAUGUCUCUCUGCUCAACAAAGAGGCCAAUGCUCCAAUCUACAGUCCUGAGGAUCUGAAAAAUAUUAAGAAGAUAGCAGAAAGAGAUGACACAUUUGACCUGCUUGGUAACUCCCUUGCACCUUCUAUAUAUGGGCAUUCAUGGAUAAAGAAAGCUGUGGUUUUACUGAUGCUUGGUGGAGUGGAAAAGAAUUUGAAGAAUGGCACUCAUUUACGAGGGGACAUUAACAUGAUGAUGGUUGGAGAUCCAUCUGUAGCAAAAUCUCAACUUUUAAGAGCAAUCAUGAACCUUGCUCCCUUGGCCAUUUCAACCACUGGUCGAGGUUCUUCUGGUGUUGGUUUGACAGCUGCUGUGACCUCUGAUCAAGAAACAGGAGAAAGAAGACUGGAAGCAGGUGCAAUGGUCCUUGGUGACAGAGGUGUUGUCUGCAUUGAUGAGUUUGACAAGAUGAAUGAUCAAGAUCGUGUUGCGAUACAUGAAGUCAUGGAGCAGCAGACUGUAACUAUUGCCAAAGCUGGUAUCCAUGCAUCAUUAAAUGCUCGGUGCAGUGUGGUAGCUGCUGCAAAUCCCAUAUAUGGAACUUAUGAUCGUUCAUUGACUCCAACAAAGAACAUUGGACUUCCAGACUCUUUGCUUUCUCGAUUUGAUUUGCUGUUUAUUGUAUUGGAUCAAAUGGAUGCUGAUAUUGAUCGUCAAAUUUCUGAGCAUGUCUUGAGAAUGCAUCGGUUUCGCUCUGCUAUUGAUGGAGGCGAGGCAGCUCUUGAUGGGAGUUCUAGAUAUGGAAGAGAAGAUGAGGCUGACGCUGAUUCAUCUGUUUUUGUCAAGUAUAACCGAAUGUUACAUGGAAGAAAAACAGAAAGAGGUCGAAAGCGUGAUACUCUUACCGUAAAGUUCCUCAAAAAGUAUAUUCAUUAUGCAAAGCACAGGAUUCAGUCUGAGCUGACUGAUGAGGCUUCAGAACACAUUGCAACAGCUUAUGCAGAGCUCAGAAAUGCCAGUUCAAAUGCAAAGACUGGCGGAACCCUUCCUAUCACAGCUAGAACCUUGGAAACAAUAAUUCGUCUGUCAACUGCACAUGCAAAAUUGAAAUUAAGCAGAAAGGUUACAAAAGUUGAUGUUGAAGCUGCUCUGAAAGUUCUAAAUUUUGCUAUUUAUCAUAAAGAAUUGACGGAGAUGGAGGAGCGUGAACAAGAACAACACAGAGAAGAAACUAGAAAACGCAAAGCUGAUAGUCAAGGCCCAACCACAGAUGCUAUGGAAGUAGAUGAUCCUCCAACGGCCCAGCAACCCACUGCUACCGACUUUCUUGAAAAAAUAGAAGCAUUUAAAGCUAUAUUUGGUCAGCAUAUGCGAGCAAACCACAAGGAUACUAUAUCAAUUGCAGAAGUAGAGAAUGUUGUCAACACCGGAGCAGAUGCCCGUUACUCAAGGGCAGAGAUCAUGUCUAUAUUAGAGAAACUGCAAGAUGAUAAUAUAUUGAUGAUAGCUAGCGAAACAGUGCACAUGAUAGUAUGAGAUGUAAGGGAAGACCUGGAUUGACCAAACUAGGCAGGUUGGGAGCUGCUUUUCUGUCAAGCAAUCACCAUAGCGGCUAUUGUGGGACUGGUGAUGGAUCCGGUUCACGUCGGCAUGGAAGUCAUGGUUUGCAGAACUCAUGAUUUGUUCUAAGAUUGUUUUUUAAAAGAAUGACUAAACGUUGUAGUUGAUAAGUGAACUGAGAAUUUUGGCUUCUGCAAGUGAAGAUGCAGAAAGUUCAGAUCAUCUGCUGACAUAUGAUAAUUCACCAAUGCUUUAACUAAUUACUCGUAACUUGUAUGGUAUUGUUCUUUGGAGUCUGAUUUCAAUGGUUACUUUGUGGAUCUACUCUAUGAAUUGUUUGCAGUUCAAGAACAGAAGAAGGCAAAGGUACUCGACUCAAAUGGGUGUAACCUUUGAGUGCUUAAGUUACGUAAAUA